AUGAACGCCGAACUAUUUGAAAAAUGGUUUGAAGAAUCUGUCCUAAAGAAACUUGCUCAGCCCUCAAUUAUUGUUUUAGAUAAUGCAUCUUAUCACACGCGGAAAAGUGAAAAGAUUCCAACAGCUUCUUCAACCAAAGAGGAAAUUUCGAAUUGGUUGAAAAUGAAGAAUAGACCAUUUGAUACUGGGAUGUUUAAGGCCGAAUUGUUAGAAAUUGUAAAAAAUCACAGUCAAGCAACCAUAACUAAAUAUGUUAUCGAUGAAAUGGCAUUACAAUAUGGCCACGAGGUUCUGCGUUUACCGCCUUACCAUUGCCAUUUCAAUCCCAUUGAACUGGUAUGGGGAAUUUCGAAAAAGUUUUACGAUGACCAUAUUGUUGCUACGCCGGGAAGACAAGAAGAUGUUCUUAAAAUCUGGAACGACGCGUUAGCUAAAGUAACUCCAGACGUGUGGAAUCGCUGCGUAACCCAUACAGAAGAAAUAAUCAAGGAUACCUUCAAUCGUGAAAAAAUUAUAGACGAUGUAAGGCCUUUGAUUUUUACUGUAAAUACAGGAAGUGAUGAAGAAAGCGAUUAUUUAAGUGAAAGUGACAACGACGCGUGA
Photinus pyralis (common eastern firefly) is the source of this 603-nucleotide messenger RNA. RefSeq lists its product as uncharacterized. Lineage: Eukaryota; Metazoa; Arthropoda; Insecta; Coleoptera; Lampyridae. The transcript has a single exon. The record is from RefSeq and is a predicted model, not a curated record. Bases 1 to 603 code for a protein of 200 amino acids. Gene Ontology annotation, molecular function: nucleic acid binding.